AUCUUCUUGUUAGCCUACUUCCUGGAGUAAGGUCGAGUCAGUAGAGUAGAGCUGUAAUAAGCUGCCGGUGAUAGAGUAAAUCAGGCAGAGAUAUCAAGCGGCGAAUUUGCUUAGUAUACAAAAAGAAUAAGGUGACGAAAGGGGCUAUAUUGGCUUUGUCUACAGCAAACAACAUGGACUAUUUGACGGCCCUGGGGGUGUACGGGGAGAUGCUGAAGAUUUACCUGGAGCACGUUCGGCAGCUGGUGAACUCCAGCUGCCAGGACCUGGAGGCCUGGCAGAUCAUCGCGGGCUCGGUCGCGUCCACCGUCCUGGCCGUCUGGUUCAAAGAGCUGCUCUUUCAGAGGGAGAGUCUGACGUCCAGGAUAAAGAAGCAGUGCUUUCGGUUGAUAAGAAGAAUCCCGUUCGUCGGGGCUACAAUCCAGGCUCAGUUGAACAAGGCCCUGGACGACAUGUCGGUGAGCCUGUGCACGCUGAAGGAGGGCAUGUCCUACAUCAAAUCCCUGCCCGCUCACGGCCUGACGCAGACGCAGGUCCUGGGCGCCAUCAAGCAGUACGACAGCCUGGGUGAGGUCCAGUGGGAAAAGGGCAAGGUGUCGGGGGCCGUCUACAGUGGGGACUCCAAGCUGACGAAUCUCCUGGUGAAGGUGUAUGGCGACUUUGCCUGGAGCAACCCGCUGCACCCCGAUGUUUUUCCGGGCGUGCGGAAAAUGGAGGCGGAGGUGGUGCGGAUGAGCUGCACGCUCUUUCACGGGGGACCCCGGUCCUGCGGAACGGUCACAUCGGGGGGGACAGAGAGCAUCCUGAUGGCCUGCAAAGCGUACAGAGACAUGGCGUAUGAGAGGGGCGUCAAACACCCAGAGAUCCUGGCGCCCGUGAGCGUACACGCCGCGUUCGACAAGGCGGCGCACUACUUCGGCAUGAAGCUCGUCCACAUACCCCUGGUGAAGGACACCAUGAAGGUCGACGUCAAGGCCAUGAGGAGGGCGAUCUCCAGGAACACGGCCAUGUUGGUGUGCUCCGCCCCGCAGUUCCCUCACGGAGUCAUCGAUCCCAUACAGGAAGUGGCUCAGUUGGCUGUGAGGUACAACAUUCCCAUGCACGUGGACGCCUGUUUGGGGGGGUUCCUCAUCGUCUUCAUGGACAAGGCCGGCUUCCCGCUCGCCCCCUUUGACUUCCGGGUCGAGGGCGUGACCAGCAUCUCCGCAGACACGCACAAGUAUGGCUUUGCCCCGAAGGGCUCCUCGGUGAUCCUGUACUCGGACCAGAAGUACCGGCACUACCAGUACUUUGUGGCGCCGGACUGGCAGGGGGGCAUCUACGCCUCCCCCUCGGUAGCGGGGUCCCGCCCCGGGGGCAUCAUCGCCGCCUGCUGGGCCACCAUGAUGCACAUCGGCGAGAACGGCUACGUGGAGUCCACCCGGAAGAUCAUCCAGACCGCACGCUUCAUCGAGGCAGGGUGCCGUAAAGUGGACGGGCUGUUAGUGUUUGGGCAGCCUGAGGUCUCCGUGGUGGCCCUGGGGUCCAGCGUCUUCGACAUCUUCAGGUUGUCCAACGCGCUCACCACCAAAGGCUGGAACCUGAACUCGUUACAGUUCCCUUCCAGCAUCCACAUCUGCGUGACCCUGCUGCACACGCAGCCGGGCGUGGCCGAGCAGUUCGUCAGCGACGUCACGGACCUGGUGGCCGUCAUCAUGAAGAACCCAAAGGAGAAAACCACUGGCAUGGGCGCCAUCUACGGCAUGGCCCAGUCCAUCCCCGACCGCUCCAUGGUGACGGAGAUCUCGCGGGGGUUCCUGGACUGCCUGUACAACACCGACGCCCCUGUCCCGGAGAAGAACCACAUGAAUGGGACGUCCAAGCACCACUGAGCGUGCGACAGGCCCCCCCCCCCCUCCAGUACCUCCAGUGUUCAUUUCCCCUUCGUUGCCUUAUCUUGUCCCUUUUUUGAAAUUCUUGUUUUCUAAUUUCCUGUCGAAAAGCACAAAUCACUGUUCUUUGUUUGGUUAGAGGUGACUGUCCGUCUUCUCUGGUGAGACGGACGUAAGGAUUGUAAACGACCUAACGAGGGUGGAACCAUCCUUCCUCAAACGUGGGGGGGGAGGGAGGGUUUUGGUUCAGUUUAUUUCAUGCACUCGGGGUUUUAACUUUGGGAGAAAAAUUGGGAUUGGCUGAACUUGGCUCAAGGCCCUCCUCUUUCCGUGGUUUACAUGCAGCUCCGGAUGCGAUUGGCUCCCAUAAGCAUUGACUGUUGUCCUCAGCCAGCCUACCCAGAAAGUGUUAGGCGUUUGAGAUUAAAGGUACUACCCUGUGACUUGCAAAUCACAGUCCUAUUGGGUGAUGAUAAUAAUGAAUUAGAAUGCUCUGGGAAAUGACCACUAGCUUUUUCAGUACAGAGCCAAAAUCCUGCUCUUGAGAUCCACGCGCUGCUCAAUGGAGAUCUCAGUGCUGACCAGUCGGAGUGUUCCGCGUUCAGCGUCAGUCCAUAUUGCCGUUUCCAUUUCACUUCAGUAUAAACCCGAAGCCCAGAUCAGUCCCAGCAGCCUAGCCUGUUCUAACCGGUCACAUUAGUAACACAAGGGAAAUGAUGAGACGUCUGGUUCUGAAGCCAUUUUGUCUGCCGCGUGCUAAUGUUGAACGAGUGCAGGCGAAAGGCCUCGGAGUCACCUGACCACAAGAGCAAACUAACCAAAACUUCCACGCUCCACUGCAGAGUUAACGCACUUUAAACUGGGAGCUGAGCAACUGCAAAUGGUUUCUUCCACAGGAUCUGAGU
Messenger RNA from Anguilla anguilla (European eel), 2776 nucleotides. It is a transcript of the gene sgpl1, whose product is annotated as sphingosine-1-phosphate lyase 1. Bases 174 to 1871 code for a protein of 565 amino acids. Gene Ontology annotation, biological process: sphingolipid catabolic process; carboxylic acid metabolic process. The record is from RefSeq and is a predicted model, not a curated record. Lineage: Eukaryota; Metazoa; Chordata; Actinopteri; Anguilliformes; Anguillidae. Gene Ontology annotation, cellular component: endoplasmic reticulum. The transcript has 14 exons. Gene Ontology annotation, molecular function: sphinganine-1-phosphate aldolase activity; pyridoxal phosphate binding.